Molecule: messenger RNA, 1421 nt
Organism: Vicia villosa (hairy vetch)
Lineage: Eukaryota; Viridiplantae; Streptophyta; Magnoliopsida; Fabales; Fabaceae
Product: L-lactate dehydrogenase A-like
Exons: 2
Coding region: 196-1245 (349 amino acids)
Biological process (GO): carboxylic acid metabolic process
Cellular component (GO): cytoplasm
Molecular function (GO): L-lactate dehydrogenase (NAD+) activity
Source: RefSeq, a predicted model, not a curated record
GUGGUUUUUAUAUUAUUUUCCAAACCAGCAUCUUUCUUCCUUUUUCAACAAUCCUGUGUGCUGAAUCUCAUACAUUUCUUCUUCUGUCCUCUCACACUCAGACCACAUUAAUACCCUCAACUCAAUUUCUCAACUUCAUUCUCCACUUCUUUCUCUAACCAUACUCACACACUCACACUUCACACCACAAUCAUCAUGCACAAAAGCAGUUCCGGUUCACUAGGCCCAGACGGCCUCGACCUAACCCAAUCCUUCUUCAAACCCAUCUCCAACGCAUCCCCUCCCUCUCUCACCAAACGCCACACCAAAAUCUCCGUCAUCGGCGCCGGAAAUGUCGGAAUGGCCAUCGCUCAGACCAUCCUCACUCAAGACCUCACCGACGAGCUCGUCAUCGUCGACAACAAACCCGACAAGCUUCGCGGCGAGAUGCUCGACCUUCAGCACGCAGCUGCUUUCCUCCCCCGCGUCAAGAUCAACUCCUCCGUCGAAUACUCCGUCACCGCCGGCUCUGAUCUGUGCAUCGUUACCGCCGGUGCACGACAGAUCGCCGGUGAGUCUAGGCUUAACCUUCUCCAGAGAAACCUCGCUCUCUUCAAAGGAAUCAUACCCGUUCUGGCUCGUUUCUCGCCGGAAACGGUUCUUAUAAUCGUGUCUAACCCCGUUGAUGUUCUCACCUACAUCGCGUGGAAGCUUUCCGGGUUUCCGUCGAACCGGAUCAUCGGGUCGGGUACCAAUCUGGAUUCUUCCCGCUUUCGUUUUCUCAUUGCUGAUCACCUCCAGGUCAACGCUCAGGAUGUUCAGGCAAGCAUAGUGGGGGAGCAUGGGGACAGUUCAGUGGCAUUAUGGUCAAGUAUUAGCGUUGGGGGAGUUCCUGUGCUGAGUUUUUUGGAGAAACAACAAAUUGCUUAUGAGAAAGAAACGCUGGAGAAUAUACACAAGCAAGUGAUUGACAGUGCUUAUGAGGUGAUUAGUCUAAAAGGUUAUACUUCAUGGGCUAUUGGGUAUUCUGUGGCUAGUUUGGCUCGGUCGAUAAUUAGGGAUCAAAGGAAGAUCCAUCCUGUGUCUGUUUUGGCUAAGGGGUUUUAUGGCAUUGGUGAUGUUGAAGUGUUUUUGAGUUUGCCUGCACAGCUUGGGAGAGGAGGGGUACUUGGUGUGACCAAUGUGCAUAUGAAUCAAGAGGAGGAACAGAGGCUUAGGGACUCUGCUAAAACCAUCUUAGAGGUUCAGACUCAGUUGGGUAUUUGAAUGGGUGGUUUAUUUACAUUUUUCAUGGUUUUCUUCCACUGCAACUCUGCAAGUGUUUUUGUUUACUACUUGCUUGUAUCCAAAAUGUUGGCCAGACUCAGAUCUUGUGAUAGGUUGUGUAAUAGGUGUACUAUGUAAUAUUUACAUCAACCACUCAAAUUAUCAACUUUUCUAUA